Molecule: messenger RNA, 2924 nt
Organism: Leptonychotes weddellii (Weddell seal)
Lineage: Eukaryota; Metazoa; Chordata; Mammalia; Carnivora; Phocidae
Source: RefSeq, a predicted model, not a curated record
AAUGAUAUAAUGUAGUCUCUUAAAUUUUUUGAAUUUAUUUGUUUUUUAUAUCUUCAAGGUUGAAGAGGCCAAAUGUCAGAAUUCAGAAUUUGAGGGAAACCUGGAGGGUACAAUUUGUUUCAUGGUCCCUGGUGUUCUUCCUGAUACUUUGAACACGGUCAGAAUAAGAGUCAGAACAAAUAAAUUAUGCUAUGAGGAUGACAAACUCUGGAGUAAUUGGAGUCAAGCGAUGAGUAUAGGUGAGAACACCGACCCCACGUUCUACAUAAGCAUGUUGCUCGCCACUCCGGUCAUUGUCGCGGGCACAAUCAUAGUCCUUCUGCUUUAUCUCAAAAGGCUCAAGAUCAUUAUAUUCCCUCCAAUUCCUGAUCCUGGCAAGAUUUUUAAGGAAAUGUUUGGAGACCAGAACGAUGAUACUCUGCACUGGAAGAAGUACGACAUCUAUGAGAAGCAAACCAAAGAAGAGACCGACUCUGUGGUGCUGAUAGAAAACCUGAAGAGAAACUCUCAGUGACGGGGAUAUUUAUUUUAACCUUCAACGUGACCUUGUGAAGAUUCAUCCCAUUCUGCGUUUGUUAUCUGGGAACUCGUGAAACGGAAAUUGAAACUACUGGGGCCAUUUAAAAACAGGCAGCUCAGAAGAGCCGCGGUCUUUCUGUUGAGUCGAGCACUGAGAAACUAAACCUGAGGGGCUCUUUGGCAAAGAGAGUGGAGUCCUUGUUGUUGAAUUGUAAAAGCAGACCACCCUCGCGACGGCUUCAAAGUCAGGGACAAAGCAAACAGCGAUGAUGGUGGUAGAGUUAAUCUUACCAAGAGUUGUGACAACUUCUGAGGGAUCUGUGCCUGCUUUGUAUUCUCUGUGUCCAACAAAACCAACACAUUCGAUUUUGUUGUGUGAAACUCAUUUUGGGUGCAGUUGCUCAUGCCAGCCCCUGAGUCACAGAGAACGUCUAGCAAACGAAAUUGAUAAAAUCUGUUAAUCUGUUCCUUGGGAUCUCGUGGAGGAAUGUGUGGGGCUCUGAAACCUCUUAGCAGCCUGGGAUCCUCAGCGCCGUGAGCAGCAGGUGUCUCCGCUUGGAAAGGCUCGGACAUCAGCGCUGGCCACGAGGAGGACACCUCCAGAAAAAGCAGAGGCCGCUCCUUUCCCGACACCUUUCAAAGCCACGGCAGGCUUUUGGGGGCCCCAGUGGAGGGUGGCAGGGAUGGCUGGGUGUGAGGGUGUGCAGCCCGUGCCUUCUUCCCUUCCGCUGCUCAGAGCAGAUGCUCACCCCCGUGCCCCUGCGCUCGGCCCCCAGCCCGGAGGCGCCGCUCACUCGGACGGGGGACAGUCAGCCGAGACCCCUCUGUCCUUACCACUUUAUCUCCACCGGUCAGGUGCCAGACCUUUCGACUCCCCGGUUCCCCUGCCCAGUCUCCCCGGCCGCGUGCACCCUCAUUCCCGGCAGCCAGCGGGUCUUUCCCCUCUGGCUAGAAAUUAGAAUGUAAAGCUGCUCAGAACACCUAGAGGGGCAGGGAGUAAUUUGCAUCUCAGGUAAAGUGUGAGGAGACUAAGAAACAAUGACUGAUUCUUGCAUAUUUUGUAACUUCUGCGUGAGUCCGCAUUUCUUGGAAGGUUUUCAGCGUUUACUAUUUAUGCAUUUUCUAAGCAGAAAGGAGGUAUUAUCUUCACUUUGAGCUUUGCUCUUCGUUUCAGAAAGGAAUAGUUACGUCUUCCCCUUUUCCCUUCCGGCCACGACUGGUUGUGAGUAGGUUUUGCUGCUUGUACGGACAGCAUCUGAGGCUCCAACAUUUGUAUUCUUUUUUUUUUUUUUUUUUGCAUACUCAGGGUUCCAUUCUCACCCAGCCCUGCAUCAGACCCACAGAGAUGCUCCCUCCACUCCUCCUCCUUCCUCCAAAUUUAAAGAAGCGUGGAAGCGAGAAGCCCCCCACUCCGCCCCCCCCCAGUCUCUCUCCCCACAUGCAUGGACUCUGAUUCCUGAUAAGAACUUGAAAAUGUGAUACCACAAGUUCUCCAGACACUCACCCGUGGGCAGCAAUCAGAUGUUGCGACUUGCAGCUCCUGCUUUUAGGGGAUGACAGGAGGAGGUCAGAGGUUUGGGCCCAGGUGGCCACCGGCUGGCACGGCCGCGGAGGAGGAGGGCACCCUGGCUUGUCAGAGGAAAUUGCAGGCCAGGGGUAGACGUCAACGUGUUUCCUCCCUGUAUCUUUUUUUUUUUUUUUUUCCAGGUCAGAUUGAGGUGGGAGACAGGCAGAGUAGAUGUCCCACCUUGUUCUACGGUUCUCUAGAAAGAGCAUUUGGUUUUCCUGUGUCGGAAUGAGAUUCUCUCCCAGUCAAGUCUUUUAUAAUUCUGGAAAGCAAAACACCUACACGCCUCAGCCAGGGCCAUUUUUCCUGGUAUCCUAUUUAGAUGGCAGUGAGGGAGGGGAUGCUUUGGGAUCACGGUUCCCCAAGGGACUGCAGAUGGUGACAGUCACAGCCCGGGAGCGGGGACAUCGCACUUGGUUUCCAUUCUCCGCUUUGAGCUGUCAGAUAGUCGAGGGAAAAGGGGGCAGCAAACUACGGGAAUACCUAUGGCUGAUGGAGAAUUGCUGAAGAGUGAUUCCCCCGGUGUUGGGAGCUCUCGGGAACUUGAAUACAUCAGUGGGAUUUCCAUCACCCGUAGGAAACGCGUAGCUUCAUUCGCUGUGUUAUGCCUAAACUAUAUGGAUUUUCUUUCCCUCCACCCACCUAAGUAAACCCAGUGUAAGGAUGGUCAUUCUUAUUCUUUCAUUCAGAUAAGUUUUUCCUCUAUCUGGGCACUGAAGGGAUACACAAAACAAUGUUAAGAAUAUUUUUGGUAAUGCCUUCAACUAGGGAUCAUUUUGUUUAACUUCUUACAGGAAAGCUUGAGUGAAAUAAAUACUGUCUUUUUGUAUGUCACCCA